Messenger RNA from Melopsittacus undulatus (budgerigar), 1051 nucleotides. RefSeq lists its product as uncharacterized. Lineage: Eukaryota; Metazoa; Chordata; Aves; Psittaciformes; Psittaculidae. Bases 1 to 654 code for a protein of 217 amino acids. The record is from RefSeq and is a predicted model, not a curated record. The transcript has 4 exons. Gene Ontology annotation, molecular function: structural constituent of cytoskeleton. Gene Ontology annotation, cellular component: intermediate filament.
AUGGCAAAUGCAAACCCUCCCAGGGUUGCUGCUGGCUGGGAUGGGACACGGGCUCCUCAUGUCCAGCCCAUUGCCAGAUACACUGAGCAGCUCAUCUGCCUGGUGCUGAGCGAGGCGGCUCUGAGCCCUCGCACCAAACAGGAAUGUGCAGGACAAUCGUUGCCCCUGCGGUGCCUGCCUUUGUGCCUGAGGCACUGGGGGGUCAGUAUAAAAGCCAGCCCAACGGGUCACUCUCUCAAGCUCUUCUGCCACCACCCUCUCCUUGGGAACCAGGUGAAGCUGCAGCCCCGAACCAUGUCCUGCCCUGAGAAGUGCCAGACGUGUGAGCCCUGCCAGCCCUGCCAGCCCUGCCGGCCCUGCCAGCCCUGCCAGCCCUGCCAGCCCUGCGGCCCGACCCCGCUGGCCAGCAGCUGCAAUGAGUGCUGUGUCAGGCAGUGCCAGAGCUCCGUCGUCGUCAUUGAGCCUUCCCCAGUGGUGGUGACCCUGCCCGGCCCCAUCCUCAGCUCCUCCCCUCAGAACACCGUUGUGGGCUCCUCCACCUCCGCUGCCGUUGGCAGCAUCCUCAGCUGUGAGGGAGUGCCCAUCAACUCCGGGUGCUUCGACCUCUCCUGCAUCACCAACCGCUCCUGCGGCACCAGGUGCAGACCCUGCUAAAGCCACCGCUGACAGCCCAGACAGGAGCCCCACGAACCCAGAAGAUGACGCCGGACUGAACGACGGAGACUGUGGCCAUGGCUUGGAGAGGGGCUGAGCGUGCCCUGCUCCUGCUGCAGAGGGAGUCAGCCCUGGGCAAGGGGCCAGCCUGGGCUCUCUGAAAACACGGCCACUGCCUCUCCUUCCCUUCCUCCACUCUGUGCUUUCCCUCCUUUGCCUUUCUUGCUUUCUGCUCCUUGCAGCCCUGCCGGCCCCCAAAGACAGCUUAGGGGGGCCCUGCCCACCCCUGUCUGUCCAUGGGGCACCGGCUCCUGGCUGCCCAUUGAGAUCCUUCCCCUAUGACCUCCUCUCCAGACAUCUUUGCUUCUUCAGACCCAUUAAACUCUGUUGCAUCGCA